This is a messenger RNA of Cololabis saira (Pacific saury), 2146 nucleotides long. RefSeq names its product WAP, follistatin/kazal, immunoglobulin, kunitz and netrin domain containing 1 (gene wfikkn1). Bases 1 to 1857 code for a protein of 618 amino acids. Lineage: Eukaryota; Metazoa; Chordata; Actinopteri; Beloniformes; Belonidae. Gene Ontology annotation, molecular function: serine-type endopeptidase inhibitor activity; protein binding. The transcript has 4 exons. The record is from RefSeq and is a predicted model, not a curated record. Gene Ontology annotation, cellular component: extracellular region.
AUGAAUGCCGCGGUCAGGAGUCACGCAAAGGUUGCGGGGUCACCGCCAAUGAAAGGAUGGGGGGAGCUGCUUCUCACCGCCUACCGGGGCCGGCUGACAAGAGGGGCGAAACAACCAAACAACCCGGGAAUCCUGCAGGACAUGAUGCGACACGCCUUCAGUUGUCCUGCUCCGGCGACUCCCAACAUGUCCAGUCUCCGGCUGGAUUUACGCAACAAAGCCUACAUCUGCGAGUUAAGUGAGGGAGGAUCGGAAGCGGAACACGAAGGAUUUUGUCCCAAUAAGCUGAACUCCAAUCUGUGGGUCGAUGCGCAGAGCACCUGCGAGAGGGAGUGCAGCGUCGACGGGGACUGCGCUGACUUUGAGAAAUGCUGCACCAAUGUGUGUGGCCUCAACAGUUGCGUUGCUGCACGUUUCUCUGACGGCACCCCUGCUCAGCCAGAUGGGAGAGGUGGGGAGGACGGAGAGGCUGCCCCCACAUCCACAGCUACCUGCGAGGGCUUUGUCUGCAGCCAGCAGGGAGCCACGUGUGACAUCUGGGAUGGACAGCCCAUCUGCAAGUGCCAGGACCGCUGUGAGAAAGAGCCCAACUUCACCUGUGCGUCGGAUGGCCUCACCUAUUUCAACCGCUGCUACAUGGAUGCAGAAGCCUGCAUCCGUGGGGUGACUUUAACCGUCACCCCCUGCCGCUUCUACCUCACCGGGCCCCACACCAGCCCCCUUCCUCAAGAUACUACGGUUCAGCCCACCCCGACGUCCUCCCUGGAGGAUCCGAUGCCCCCCACGCUGUACUCUAACCCUCAACACCAGUCCAUCUACGUUGGAGGCACAGUCAGCUUCCACUGUGAUGUCAUUGGAGUACCCAGACCUGAUGUGACGUGGGAGAAGCAGAGUGACCGACGGGAACGACUGGUCAUGAGACCUGACCAGAUGUAUGGCAACGUUGUUAUAACAAACAUCGGGCAGCUCGUCAUUUACAAUGCCCAGGUGUGGGAUACAGGUAUUUACACUUGCAUUGCACGGAAUUCUGCAGGAGUUCUCCGUGCAGACUAUCCAUUGUCUGUCAUUCGCCGGGCUGAUGAUUUCUCUGAAGAUCCCGAGAUGCCCAUGGGCCGGCCAUUUUCACCAGCAGACUGCCUGGCUGAAGUGGACCUCAAAGUGUGCAGCAGCGAGCGUCAUGUUGACUGGUAUUAUGACAGCAAGCUGGGCACCUGCAUGAGCUUCAGCAAUGGUGGAUGUGAGGACAGUCGCAAUCGAUUUGAGACUUACGAGGAGUGUAAAGCCUCGUGCCAGAGAGAGGGGAUGGGAAUCUGCUCCUUGCCUGCUGUUCAGGGUCCCUGCAAAUCUUGGGAGGUACGCUGGGCCUGGAAUUCCUUAAUGAAAAUGUGCCAGGCUUUUGCUUUCGGUGGCUGUGAUGGCAAUCCCAACAACUUCCAGACCAAAAAAGAGUGUGAGGCAAACUGUCCACAGCGCAAACGGAAACCUUGCAAGACCUGCCGGAUGAGGGGGAAAAUGAUAGCCAGCUUGUGUCGCAGUGACUUUGCUAUCGUGGGCCGGCUGACGGAGCUCGUUGAGGACCUGGACUCCGGGUUAGCUCGCUUUAGCUUGGAAGAAGUCCUGAGGGAUGAAAAGAUGGACUUGAGUUUCUUCAAUACUGAACACCUAGAGGUCACCAUCACAAAGAUAGACUGGAGCUGCCCCUGCCCCAACAUCACCAUGGAGGAAAAUCCUUUACUGGUGAUGGGUAUGGUGCAGGAUGGCAUGGCCAUCAUCCAGUCGGACAGCUACGUGAAAGUCAUAACUGAACGCAGACUCAAAAAGCUGCACGAUGCUCUAAAUAAAAAGACAUGCGCGUGACUGUGAAAGUCCCAUGGCAGAUUUUUAGUCCCAAAAAGGGAAGUGGUCAAAUCUACCUUUAAAUUGAAAAAGCUCAAGUUUUGGAAAUGUCACAAAUAAUACGUUUAGUAUCCAAUUACAAAAGACAGCUGAAUCUGUUCAUUCAAAUACUGGUUGUACUACAUUCCUGAUCUCUCGAGAAGCCAUUUAUUCCAGUGCUUAAAUCUUUUUUAUUUUUCACUGCAUAACUAUAAAUGUGUGUCUUAUUACUUGUGUAUGUUUGUACUGUAAAUAAUAAGAUAGAAGCUAG